Messenger RNA from Phaeoacremonium minimum UCRPA7, 657 nucleotides. RefSeq names its product putative proteasome component pup3 protein. The coding region runs from base 1 to 657 and encodes 218 amino acids. NCBI's taxonomy places the organism in Eukaryota, Fungi, Ascomycota, Sordariomycetes, Togniniales, Togniniaceae. Gene Ontology annotation, biological process: proteasome-mediated ubiquitin-dependent protein catabolic process. The transcript has 3 exons. Gene Ontology annotation, cellular component: proteasome core complex; proteasome core complex, beta-subunit complex. The record is from RefSeq and is a predicted model, not a curated record.
AUGUUCGUCCCCGAUCCUCACACCUAUCCCACUUCCGACGUCCCCUCUAACAGACCUCUAGAUGGCGGCGCCUGUGUCGCAAUGGUGGGCAAGGACUGCGUAGCGAUCGCGUGCGACCUGCGCCUCGGCCUGCAGGCGCUGACCGUGUCCAACAACUUCCCCAAGAUCUUCCAGUACGGCGACGUGUUCCUCGGCCUGACGGGCCUGGCGACGGACGUGUCGACGGUGUCGGACCUGUUCCGGUACAAGGUCAACAUGUACCGCCUGCGCGAGGAGCGCAACAUCGCCCCCACCACCUUCGCCAACCUCGUCUCCAGCAGCCUGUACGAGAAGCGCUUCGGCCCCUACUUCGUCUCGCCCGUCGUCGCCGGCCUCGAGCCCAAGACCGGCAAGCCCUUCAUCUGCGGCUUCGACUCGAUCGGCUGCAUCGACUUCGCCAAGGACUUCAUCGUCAGCGGCACAGCGACGGAGCAGCUGUUUGGCAUGUGCGAGAGUUUAUGGGAGCCGGAUCUGGGACCUGACGAGCUAUUCGAGACAAUUUCUCAAUCGCUGUUGAAUGCCGUGGAUCGAGAUGCGUUGUCUGGUUGGGGCGCGCAUGUUUACAUCAUCGAGAAGGACAAGGUGACGAAGAGAUUACUGAAGGGACGACAAGAUUAG